This is a messenger RNA of Saccostrea cuccullata (small rock oyster), 2068 nucleotides long. Its product is annotated as angiopoietin-4-like. The record is from RefSeq and is a predicted model, not a curated record. The transcript has 5 exons. Bases 87 to 1961 code for a protein of 624 amino acids. Lineage: Eukaryota; Metazoa; Mollusca; Bivalvia; Ostreida; Ostreidae.
UAAAUAGGCUGUAAAAUCACACGAAAAACUAUCAAAAGCGAUCUUGUUUGGUUUAGAUAAGGACGGAACUGGUUGAUUUUGGUACAAUGUGUUCAAAAAGGACAGUUUUUACGGUUGUUUUCUGGACUUUGUCCUUACACCAAGUGUCCGGCCAGUGGUUAGAUGAUCAAGAGGCUACUAUACAACAGAAAGCCGAGAAGCUAGCGACACAAUUCUUAAAAUCAGAAAUACAGCAAAUAACUCGAAAUAUAGAGACAAAGAUUAUGCAGAAAUUUGACGGAAUCCAGCGUGUUAUGGAAGAAAAAUUGACUUCAAUGAUUGAAAAAGUUCGAAAGGAAAAGAUGGAAAAAGAGAGUGAUAUCGUCAGAAAUUUGAGCAAAUCUAUCUUAGAACAACAGGAUAUACUUAAAAUGCUUAAAACCAUGUCUCCAUCAGAUGUGCAGGAACAAAAUAAUCGAAGUCAGACAAUUCGUGAUAUACAUGGUUCUGUCAAAAACAUCCAAGGUAAAGUCCAGAAUGUCGACAAGAUCGUAGAAUCUCUUGAUAAUCUUACCAUUGAAAUCAGGAAAGAGAGAUCAGAAUCAGUUAUAAUGGCCGGUCUCCUUAGGAAUGUCAGUCAAAGCAUCCAGGAUAUAAAAACAGGGCAGCAAUACUUGCGGGAAGAAUUGGUCGCUGUUCAGACUAACCUCUCGUGUAAAAGGGAACAAAGUCCUACAAUCAAAUGGGACUCAAUUGAUAAACUAAUGGAAAUCGUCAAUGGUCUGCCUGGAAAACUAGACAUUGGUAAUGAGCCAGUGAAUCUUAAUAUUUCAUCCAAUGUACCUGACAUGGGUUUUGGCCUUGAGAACAUCAGUAGCCUCACAAGGUCACAGGAAAUGUUCCAAAAAGAGAUCCUUAAGACUGUUUCGAUGCUUGGAAUGCAAAACCACACAAACUCGAUAGAUAAGCUGAUUGAGAAACUUUCGACAUUGAAUACAAGAAUAGACGAUUUUCAUCGAAUCCGAGAAUUUGUUUCCAAUUUAACCUUGUCAUUUGAAAAUGAAAAGUUGAAGACGGAAAUGUUAGUUGUGAAUUUUGAAAACAUAAAAAGUCUUUUGUUAGAUUUGAAGAAUGGGCAGUUAUCUUUGAGAGAAAAUACGCGUUCAUUUAGAGCAAAUGAUUCCUCCAUAGCCUCACUGGAUUAUUUGGUGAGCAGAUUAGAGAAUCUCACUAGAGGUAUUGAAGCAAGCGAUAUAAAGAAUCUAACUAAAGGUAUUGAGGCAAGUGAAAGAAACAAUUCCAACAACACUCGACAUACCGUAAUGGAACCCAUGACAGUGCAAGAUUGUUCUGAUAUACUAAAGAAGUUUCCAGGCACUCAAGGCAAAAAUGGUGUAUACAAUAUAACCAUUUCCCAAAAUAAGAAGAAGGCUGUGUAUUGUGACAUGACCACGGAUAACGGAGGGUGGACGGUUAUACAGCGACGAGUUAAUGGAUCCACCGACUUCUAUCGUAACUGGGCCGAAUACAAGAAAGGAUUUGGAAAAGCGAGUCAUGAAUAUUGGAUUGGAAAUGAAAUAUUACACAAUCUUACAACCAGAAAAUCUCAAGAACUUCGAGUCGAUAUGCAGAGAUUUAAUGGAGACAAAGCAUACGCAGUUUUCUCAACCUUUUCUGUUGGAGAUGAGGCAAGCAAAUAUAAACUGACUGUUAAUGGAUACUCUGGGAAUGCUGGAGACAGUAUGACUUACAGCAGUGGCAUGAAGUUUUCAACGAAAGACCAGGAUAAUGACAAGGACAGCGGCGACUGCGCCACCUACUGGAAAUCAGCCUGGUGGUUUAAGGCGUGCUUCUAUACCAAUCCCAACGGACAAUAUACAAACAGGGAGAAAACGGGGUGGAAGUAUGUGGUCUGGUACUACUGGAAGAAAUCCAACUUUGCUCUGAAGAACAUAAGGUUGAUGAUUCGACCUAAGCAGUGACAUUGGCUGUGCUAAAUUUUAAUUUGAUAUAACGUCGCCAAUGCCUAAGCAAAACAUUUUUUCAAUCUCAAAAUUACCAAAAUAUUUCAUCCAUUUAAAAAAAAACU